UUUUGCUGUGCACUCUCAAUUUUUCUGUUUCUCACCAGGUGAUUUUAGUAAUAAAUUUGCUCUCUUUUGACAUAAAAGAGCUGCAAGCCGUGUUGACAAAAUAUCUACUGUAUUUACACACCACUAUAAAAAGAGUAAUUUAUUUGCAAAGAAAAGGAAAGAAAGCACCUCGUGGCUGAAGAUCAGAUGCAGCACAGAGAGCGAGAGCGAGGUGAGAGAGUAGAUCGAGCUUCUGCUCUCACUCGAGAGAUGUGAGGAAAACCCUGCGGUUUCUUCAUCCAGCUGUUGCUCUUCCUUCAGCCUGGAAACACCUGGAGAAAUAAAGCUGGAAUCGUGUGCUUUAAUGUGUCUGAUAGCACUGGGCUUCAGAGGACCUGAAUGAGAGCAGCUCAAAGUCAAUGAAUAAUCGGAGGGAUUUUCUCGCUGAUGAAGAUGAACUUUGGGACAGUUGUGAUCUCUGCGGGUCUGUGCGGGCUGCUCAGCUUCAUCCUGCUCGCCGUGUCCAUCGGCACUGAAUACUGGUACAUUAUAGAUGUGGAUGAAGGGAAGAACUCCAGCCUGGAGUACAGCAGCUCUCACUCCGGACUCUGGAGGAUAUAUGAAGGACAGAAUGGCAGUUAUCACGACAUCUCGUUCUACACAGACUCGUCCGACCACACCGAGCAGGAGAAGCACCUUUUGAACUUGCACAGGGUCAUCGUGGUCCUGUUGCCUCUCAGUCUGGUGCUGCUGGUCUUUGGUGGGAUCUUCGGUCUGGUGGCGUCUUUGGCUCAGAGCUGCACUCUUCUCACCUGCAUCGCUGCAUACUUCCUCAUCUCCAGUCUGUUGACAGUGUCCGGUGUGAGCAUCUAUAUCAGUUACUCUCAGCAGGCUUUAGAGGAGCUGCAGCACAUGGUGGAUAUUGAGUCACUGGCUCACGUCCAUAUGUCCUUCGGCUGGUCUCUGGUCAUGGCCUGUCUGUCCUUCUCCCUGGAGCUGCUGACAGGGAUCCUGCUCAUGCUAGCGUCCCGUCUCAUCCACCGUCAGUGCCACCACGAGCCUGUUGCAGUGCUCUCCAUGAGCCAGAGCUCACCACAGCUUAUGAGACUGCAGUGAUGAUGAUGAUCAUUCUAUCUACUGCCUUAUCAAGAGAUGAGUUUGUGCUGCAAAGUAAAAAUGGAUUGCAAAUGAGACAGCUGCAUCAGUUAUUGAAUGAGAGUGCUCAGUCGGGGUCUGCCAAAUUUGUCUGCAUCACUCGAGUGUGUCAGUGCAAUCACGUUUUCCUCAAGGCUUCUAGAAACACAUUUUCCAGAGCUAACCGGUGUCAUGUGGCAUGCAUUUACUGUAUAUACACUCUUAAAAAUUAAAGUUCCAAAAAACUUUUUUCCAGCGAUGCCAUAGAAGAACCAUUUUUGGAUCACCAAAUAACGUUUUAGUGAACAGUUAUUAAAAGAACCAUUUUGAAGAACAUUUGAAAAAUCUAAAGCACAUUUUUCAACUGUAAAGAACCUUUUCUGCCUUCAAAAGGUUCCAUGGAUGUUCAAGGUUCUUUAUAGAACCAUUGAUGCCAAUAAAUAACUUUUAUUUUUAAGGGUGUAACAUGAUGAAUCAAGCCUUUGCAGCAUCUCUAGGCACACAUUUUGUAGCAUAGUGUUUUUUUCUGCCAAUUUUGGUAGAAGUUUGUGUUUUUGCUUAUUACAACCAGACAAGACCACUAACCUCUUUUAAAUUACAGUGUAAAAAGUAUUUGUGACCACACUUUGACAUUUUAUAAGAAUUGUAAUACAAAUUCUACUUAAAUAUAUAAUUUACACAAACACAUUUUCAUGCUGAUAUGUAUUAUGUUUAGUUGCAGUAUUAAUGCUUAAUAGAAAACUGUCAUAUAACUUGGAGUAACAGUUAUAUAAUUUACCAUAUACUGUAUAUGUCAUGUUGAAGUACCUUAAUAAACUUAAUGCCCACCCA
Molecule: messenger RNA, 1944 nt
Organism: Carassius auratus (goldfish)
Lineage: Eukaryota; Metazoa; Chordata; Actinopteri; Cypriniformes; Cyprinidae
Product: transmembrane protein 235
Exons: 4
Coding region: 427-1095 (222 amino acids)
Cellular component (GO): apical plasma membrane
Source: RefSeq, a predicted model, not a curated record